Paramacrobiotus metropolitanus is the source of this 4054-nucleotide messenger RNA. Its product is annotated as cytospin-A-like. The record is from RefSeq and is a predicted model, not a curated record. The transcript is spliced from 7 exons. NCBI's taxonomy places the organism in Eukaryota, Metazoa, Tardigrada, Eutardigrada, Parachela, Macrobiotidae. Gene Ontology annotation, cellular component: filamentous actin; microtubule organizing center. Gene Ontology annotation, biological process: actin cytoskeleton organization. The coding region runs from base 655 to 3591 and encodes 978 amino acids. Gene Ontology annotation, molecular function: protein binding.
CCAUGCUACGUUGUAUAAUAUAGCGAAUUGUCGAUUUCUCAUGCAGAUCCUGUGCUUUUUUUGUGGAGUUUUCUGUUUUCAUCAUCGUCUCUUGCAGAAGUAAAACCAAUACAAGCACCUGCGUUGUUCUGUAACUUUUCUGUAGCGUUUUCGACCGUGGUGUUUGCACAAUAGGAAACUUAGUGUGAGAAUAUGCUAGUGUGAAUAUUGGCGUUUCUUACUUGCUGAUUGUUUCUCAAAAUUACGACAUGCACUUGGAAUUUGUUGGAGAACGUUCUGAGAUUGCGAUGCAUGGUUUUUCUUGUGUCCAAAAAGGCGUUUAUUACACUUUACUAACCACCUUUUGUCCUUUUUUGUUUAAUUUUAGUGCAGCGAUGAUUUAGUUUAUUGAGGGUGAGAUUAUAAAAUAAUGCUGUGACAGCUUGCAGUUUUUAAUGGGCUUGAAUGUUGUUUUUGAAUGUUGAUGAUCUCGUCUGCAUUCUGCAAUAAUGUGGUACAGGUACGCAUCUUGCCAUAUCCACUAAUCCGAGCUCGCAAAAUUUCAAUGCCGUAAUAUAUUGUUUAUUUUGGUUUCGUCUUAAGCAUUUGUGCUGACUGCUGAUGCUGAGCAAGAUUUCUGCGCUCUAUGCCGGCAGCCUGCCGUGAAUAAUUACAAUGAAAUCAAGCAGAACCAAGCCGUCAUCGCUUCCAUCAAGCAGUACUCAGCCGUCGACUACAAGAAAUGCUAAUCCCCUCAGCAGCAGCACUGCAUCGUCAAAUUUAUCCUCAUCGUUGCGUAGUGCAGCUCUAUCGACGACAUUCUCCCGAUCGCGUUUGAAUCUCGGUUCUACAACCGGAUUAGGCAGGCGUAGUCCUCUGCUGAACGCCAAGCCGAAGCGCACACUCCCUAAUUCGGCUGUGUCUGGAAAAGUGGAUCAUGCAAAACCAAUGAAGAAGCAUUUCCUUAGCAAAAGCAACGACAGUUUGUCUGGGGCCAGCAGUGCAGUGGCUAAAAAGACCAAAGCCAGUGCGCCAAUUCCGACUGCGGUGCCGUCGAGGGGAAUUCGUCAUCCGGCUGUCUCGAUCAAGCAGAAAGAUAAGGGAACAACUCUUGUGGAAGAAAAAGGCAGCGAAAACAGUCCCCGCACGUUCCAGACGACAAAUGCAGAAGCCGUGGCACAGGAAAUACGCCGUUCGGUCAGCAGUAAUUGCCUCGACAUGACUGCUAGUGCGGCAACAGCGUCAAGCGAUAAUCAACAGCGCUUAUCGCCGACGAACGUCAAUUGUCUCGGCGAGACAAUGCCAACGAUAUCGGUGCUUAAUUCGAAUUUUGCGUUGGCCCCGUCACGGCCCGGAAUUACUUUGACGGCGACUGGUACGCAAACAGAUUUAUCGUUCUGUGAAAAAGGCGAUGCACGGAAUAGUAUUAUUUCUUGUGGAAAAUUUGUUGAUGGAUGCCGCUUAAAAAUGAGCCAUGAUUCGAUUAAUACGGACUUUGAGAAUUUGCUUGAAGAAAAUUUACUCGUCUCCCGGCAGAUAUCGGAGUUAUGCAAAGUAGAAAGUGCAACGGGAAUUGAUGAGUCAAACAGUGACGCAGAUAUGAUGGAUCGGGAUAGUCUCGGCAAGCCGGUGGAAUGGGAUUCGCAGAGUAACGCCAGUCUGUGUAGUGAGCCAUCGUUGGCUUGUCUGCAGGACAGAAUCCAGCAGAUGGAAGAGACUCAUCACUCAACAGCUGAGGAACUGCAGGCAACGCUGCAGGAAUUGGCUGAUAUGGGUGAUUUGGCAGCAGCAUAUAAGAAGGAGAAUGAGGAUUUGGCACAGGAAAAAAAUAUGUUACAGGACGCUUUAUGUACUAUGACCGAAAAGGUUCACGUAUAUCAAAGUCAGGCAGAAUCGCUUAAAAAAUUAUUAUAUCGGCAAGCUGUGGGUGACGAAAACUGCAGUCCUGAUGGCAUGGAAGGCGUGAACGAAAAGGAAAAAACGUUGGUUGAAUUGAUUAAGAGCAUACAGGAGGAAAAAGAGGAAAUGCAUCAUCAAGUGGAAUCUGCGCUGGAACAGAAUAAUAAAUUUGCUCAAGAAGUGGAAGAUGCUCACUCCAAAAUACAGACACUGGACAACUAUUGCGAUCAAGUGGAGCAACAAAAACAAGAAGCCGAAGUACAAUUAGCCAAGACUCGAGAGUCUAUUAAAAAGAACGAGUUGGAUAUAGCUCGUUUAACCGCCUUAUUAGACGCAGAAAAAAGCCGUGUUGUUGAACUGCAAAUGAUGACCAAGGCGCCCGCCGCUAAAACUGAUAUGGAGGAAUUGCUCAGUACCGUUCGUAGCGAAAAGGAAAGAGCUGAUGCACAACUGGCAGAUGCUAAUAGUCGUAUUUUAUCCUUAGAGUGCGAUAUUCAAGGGCUCAAGGAAGCGGUUCGUGUUGCGGAUGAACAGAGAAGCACUGCAGAGAAAAGUUUUAAUGAUACUGUGCACGAUUACGAACAUCAGUUGUGCGCGAGAGACAACGAUUUAAAAGCUUUGUCCGAUGAACUGAACCAAGCCAGAAAGGAACACGAUGUGAUAGAGUUAAACUUGCGAAAUUUGGAGCUCAGUCGAGCGGAAGCUGUCGAGCAGUUCCAGAAUAUUCAAAACUUGUUCUCCCAGGAACAGCGUGACUGGAGUCAUUUUCAAGAUGAUCUUCUGACAGCAGUACGCGUGGCUAACGAUUUUCGCACCGAGUGUGAACUUAAAGCAAAAACCGUUAUGGAAGAAAAUCAGCAGCUCAGGCGGAAAAUUGACGAUCUAUCAAAUGAACUGAAACGAUUAAAAACUGCUAAAAGCAGCACGCCGGCCUCUCCUUUGAAAUCUACUGAUCAAGGGCAUGAAAUUCGUUCGCGAAUCGAUUUGAUUUCUCAGUUGCGAUCUCCCAGUGAUAAAGAUCCUACGAUCGCCACAAAACCUUUACGUACCCCUCCUAAUCAGAGCGUCUCGGUGAAAAGUCUGGUCCAAAAUAUGGAAAGUAACCUCAUCGGCUCUGCAGCGCGUAGCAUUCCGCGUUUUGCCGUUGUGGCAAAAGCUGUUGGGAUUCGCAAGCGGGACGAAAAUAUUGCUCGAUCUGAAAGUAAUUCUUCCUUGGACUCUACGGACAAGGUGUUAGAUUUUGAUAAAAAUUUGGAUGAUGAACCGAGCAUGCCGGGUGAUGGAUUGAAGCCAAUUAUCAGUAGUAAACGGAAUAGUAUUGUGGCCGAAGGAAAAAGUGAUUUCAAGGCCGAUCCUUUAAGCAGUCUGGUUAAAGGAAAAGGAUCAAAACGUAAUGCAUUGCUCAAGUUCUGCCAGGAGAAGACAUUGGGUUACUCGGGAAUAGAUAUUACAAAUUUUAGCAGUUCUUGGAACGAUGGACUUGCAUUUUGUGCGCUUUUGCAUUCAUACCUCCCUGAUCGAAUUCCUUACAAAGAACUGGACAGCAAGGACAAAAGGCGUAAUUUUUCGCUGGCUUUCGGGGCGGCCAAAAGUGUGGGUAUACCGCAGAAACUGGACAUUAGUGAUCUGCUGUCUGAUGAUAGGCCCGACUGGAGAGCCGUCAUGGAUUACGUAAUCUCAAUUUACAAACAUUUCGAAACUUGCUCGAUGUAGUAUUAAAUCGGUAUCGAAAUCUCUUUGGGUGACCGGCGAUGCAAGUGACCACACAUUCUGGCAUGGUUGAUUGUUCGUACCAUAAGAGGAUCGGAUCCGUUGGUCAGUAUGCUCGUUUCGUCGUUAGCCGGAUAUGGAUACUGUCAACGAAAUUGUUGUAUUUGCUGGGUACAUGUGUUAUGAUCUCUAAUAAUUUUGGUUUGUUGAUUUGUUUGUAUUUGUGACCGUGAGUCGUCGUGCGUUUUUGUGAAACGGAUGGAUCGAUUGACUCGAUUAUCGUUCUGGUCGGUUUGUCCACCGGAAGUUAUGCUCAACUCAUUUUACAGUCUUGUUAAUUUGCAACACGUACCGCGUGCAGCUGUAUUAUGUACUUGCAGUGGUUACUGUUUAUAUGAUAAUGAUCUUUAGUUUUUGGACGAUAUUGACGACCAUUAACGAUUAAAAUAAUAUUUGAACUGGAAUA